CGUAUACUUUCUCCAUCAACAACAGUUUGGCCACUAUGUGGUGGAUGAGAGUGAUAUUGGUACUGUUGCUGCCAUUUUCGUUUCUAUUCCAGCAAGGUACCUGCAGUGCUAGUACUGAGCAAGAGCAUACUUGUCUCCCUUCAUCUUGUGGUAAAAUUUCAAACAUAAGUUAUCCAUUUCGAUUAAAAGAUGAUCCAAUUCAUUGCGGGGACAGCAGGUAUGAGCUAUCUUGUGCAAAUAAUGUUACAACUUUAUAUUUGUAUUCGGGAAAAUAUCAUGUGCAAUCCAUCAACUACAACAAUUUCACAAUCAGACUGGUUGAUCCCGGAGUUCAACAAUCUAAUUGCUCUUCACUUCCUCGCUAUUUCUUGUCUCGAUCGGAUUUUUGUGAUACUUACGAAUAUGAGGACAAACAUUGCAAGGAUCCAUACCAAGCCGUGGUAGAAGAAGAUCCAAGUGCCCUUCUUUUUGAGCAUAUAGUUUACUUGAAUUGCAGCCAUCAAGUGACUAACAGUCCUAAAUAUGUGAAUACUUCUUCAUGUCUGAAUUUGAACUCCAAAUCCAAAGGGUAUUAUAUAUAUGCUAUGGCUGGUGAUUUAAUUGCUCAAGAUUUUCAAGUUGGUUGUCAUGUGAAAUUGGUUACUCCAACUUCUUGGUCAGGUUUGCAAAGAAAUCAAGUACUUUCCUAUGAUGUCAUGCACAAAGCAUUGGUAUAUGGAUUUGAUAUUUCAUGGUUCAAUCUUCCUUGUAAGAAUCUUUGUGGGGAUUCAGACUACUGUUCCUUCAACUAUACCACCGAGAAACUUCAUUGCUAUCGUUUCUGCCAUAAUUUCUGGGGAGGAGAUAGGGACGAUCGUUUUUGCGGUGUUCGAGGGAUAUGGUAUCAGCUUCGUGUAUACGCUAAAGAUAUUACAAUCGCUAUUUGGAUAGGAUUAAUUGAAGUAAUAAAAGGGCCAAACCUAAAAUAUGAAGGUGAUACAGAAUAUAAAUUAGGAUUACGCACAGGACGCUAUGUUCUACCAUCAUUGGUUGCAGCUAGAUUUCUGUUUGGGAUGACAUUAUUUAUUGCCUUGUUGAUAUACAAAUGGAAGAAAAGACAUUUAUCAAUGUUUGAUUAUAUUGAAAUAUAUCUACAACAAGAAAACAAUCUCAUGCCCAUUGGAUAUUCAUACAAAGAAAUUAAGAAAAUGGCUAGAGGUUUCAAAGACAAAUUAGGUGAAGGAGGCUUUGGCACUGUGUUUAAGGGAAAACUACGUAGCGGUCCUUGUGUGGCAAUCAAGAUGUUGGGUAAAUCAAAAGGUAACGGGCGAGACUUUAUAAGUGAAGUAGCAACCAUUGGGAGAAUACAUCAUUUGAAUGUGGUGCAAUUAAUUGGAUUUUGCACCGAGGGAUCAAAACGUGCUCUUGUUUAUGAGUUUAUGCCUAAUGGAUCCCUCGAUAAGUUUAUUUUCUCUAAAGAAGGAAGUGUAAAUAUAAGCUAUAGCCAAAUUUUUGAAAUAUCGGUUGGAGUAGCUCGUGGGAUUGCUUAUCUCCAUCAUGGAUGCGAAAUGAAGAUUUUGCAUUUUGAUAUUAAGCCUCACAACAUCCUUCUUGAUGAGAACUUUACUCCGAAAGUCUCUGACUUUGGAUUGGCUAAGCUAUAUCCUGUGGAGAAUAGCAUUGUCACAAUGACUGCGGCAAGAGGUACCAUUGGAUAUAUGGCUCCAGAAUUGUUUUACAAAAAUAUUGGAGGAGUGUCCUAUAAGGCCGAUGUUUAUAGUUUUGGGAUGCUUUUGAUGGUGAUGGCAGGUAAAAGGAAAAACCUAAAUGCCCAAGCAGAGCAUUCAAGUCAGCUUUAUUUUCCUUUAUGGAUUUAUGAUCAAUUUGGACAUGAAGGAGAAAUAGAAAUAGAAGAUGUGACAGAGGAGGAAAAGAAAAUAGUAAAGAAGAUGAUCAUAGUGGCACUUUGGUGUAUACAAUUGAAACCAGAUGAUCGCCCUUCAAUGAUCAAGGUAGUGGAGAUGCUCGAAGGAGAUGUUGAAAGCCUUGAAAUGCCUCCAAAGCCAACCCUUUAUCCACAUGAAACGGUUGUAGACGAUCAAAGAACCAACCUUGACCAAACAAUGUCGAGUGAUGAUUACACUAGUUCUUAUGAUUCUGUUGAAAGAGAAACUAGUUCUCUGAUAGAGAAUAUUGCUUGAAUGUUCACAAAAGCAAAAUCUUAUGUAUCCACUUAUUGUUUAUUACACUGUUCUUAUGUAAUGCCUUUUCCACUACUGUGUUCUACAUCAAAUGUUCGAAAUAGUUUCUUCAUUUGUAAUUAAUAUGUAAUAAUGUUAAAAUCUCAUUCAACUGUGAA
Messenger RNA from Medicago truncatula (barrel medic), 2338 nucleotides. RefSeq names its product rust resistance kinase Lr10. The transcript is spliced from 4 exons. The coding region runs from base 36 to 2180 and encodes 714 amino acids. Gene Ontology annotation, molecular function: ATP binding; protein kinase activity; polysaccharide binding. Gene Ontology annotation, biological process: protein phosphorylation. NCBI's taxonomy places the organism in Eukaryota, Viridiplantae, Streptophyta, Magnoliopsida, Fabales, Fabaceae. The record is from RefSeq and is a predicted model, not a curated record.